CAAAACCAUUAACAAUUUCAUACUUGUAUCUAGACAUGAUGUUUGAAAAACAUUGAUAUUUUCUACAUAUUAGAUAGUGUGAAUAUAUAUCGACUUCUUUAGAAAGUACUCUGUUAUUCAGCGUAAUUCAGAUAAAUACAUAAAUAUAUCAAUUUCAAUUCGUAAAGAGAAUAAAGAAGGAUGGCCAGUACAGGUGAAAUUGCAGACGACUUUCUCCUGUGUUCACUUUGCAUGGAAAAAUACCGAGAACCGAAAACUUUGCCAUGUUUACACACCUUCUGUUACUCUUGUCUUUUCACAUAUGUCGGACAAACUGCCACGGACGCGGUUUUCCCAUGUCCCCUGUGUGGUCAGGAGACCCGGCAGGUUGGGAGGAAUCUAUCCACGGAGCAGUGGAUGGAGACGUUCACCGUCAACCCGUUCGUGUUCAGACUACAGAAGGUGAGCGAGAUGCGCCAGAGUGUAAAAGCGUGCGACGUGUGCAGACAAGAGCAGGUGCUCGUGCAGGCCGUGCACUGGUGCAAAGAGUGUCUGGAAGGCUUGUGCGAGGAGUGUGAGCGCGUCCACGGACGAAUCAGAGCGUCCAGGGAGCAUCACGUGGUCGGUAUGGAGAGUCUGGAGAACGAGGCCCUGGUGAAACUGCUGCGUCCAAGACGAGGUCCGGAUCUCUGUCAGGAACACAGAGGCAAGACUCUGACUCACGUCUGCCUUAACUGCAAGACGGUGGCGUGCGACACGUGCAUUGCUGUGUUUCACCAAGGCUGCAGGAAGGUCGAACCCAGCGUAAAGAUCGUCACCGAUUUCAGGAACGAUUUCUGCUUGGCUGAAAAGACUCUGGAGGAAUAUUUUAGUCUGGCAGCUGAAUUAUCGAGGACACAGCACGAACAAUUGGAUCGUUUGACCAAAUCCAAAGAGGAAGUGAUAAGUGAGAUCACAGCGUUUGGACAAAGACUUGUGAACUCCAUCUUGGAGAAAGAGCAAAGGUUAAUAACAGAGGUUGAUUUGUUGUACAUCAAGCACAGAGACCAUAUGGCAGAAAAUGUCUGGAACAGUGAGGUCAGUGUCAACUCCCUUGCUAAAACUAAACAGUUCGUUCAAUAUCUGACGUCAUACGGAUCAGACAUGGAUGUAUUAAACAAUUACGAUGUUAUUGGAAAGCAGAUGCAGAUUCUGAAAAGCAAACUGAUUCUUCCUAGAAAAAGAAAUGAAGCCACUCCGAAGUUCAGAUUUCUGCCACACAAAAAGGCUUCCGAAAUUUUACGAUCCAUGAAUGUACUUGGUGAAGUUGUCGUAACUAAAAUCCAAAACAAGCCAAAGCUGAAUAAAGAACAGGCAUCGCUUCCCGCACCACCAAAUCCAAACUUAACGCCAAGACUGAAGGAUAGCCCUUCCUCCAGACAUUUAGCCAAACGACCGAGCAAGAAUACACAAGUUCCGACGACAAAAUUCAGACUUGUUUCUUCUUUCUCGGGUCGAUGUAACAGUGAUACAAUGAAGACAGAUCUGAGAGGAAUCCUGCUUCUUGCGUCUGGAGACUUCGUCGUCAUGGACAUCCAGUUUAGAAACACACGCUUGAAGAAAUUUGGUCCUAGGGGAAAACUGAUUUCGACGCUCGAUCCGGGAGAAUGUCCGCACUCACUUAUCAUGACUUCGGAUUCAGAAGCUGCUGUUAGCCUCCCGAAGUCUCGUGAAAUCGCAUUUGUAUCACUGGGAGGGACAUUGCAGAUCUGUGAAAAAUUGAAGUUGUCCAAACAAUACUAUAGUUUAGCGUCUUCUGUCGUAAACGCCUUUGUUGCCGUCUCCAUCUCACCGCCUGAAGUCCCUACUAUCGAUGUGGUAUCUUUCACGGGUGAUGUUAUUUCUUCGUUGCCGCUGGACAGAGUUCGAUAUCCGACCCCACCGAAGGGAAUAGCCGUCAGUUCGAAGGGUGAAUAUCUAAUUCUGUUUGGUGGAGAGGAAAGUGUCGUCUGCUUGAACGAACAUGGAGACUUUCAGUACAACUUCAGUCCUGGUAAAGCUCACGAUGUCCGGAGAGAAGUGGGCAUCCAGUGUAACGACGUUGGCAAUUCGUACAUCGUGGACGCUGAGGCACACAAGAUACACGUCGUCUCGGAUGGAGGCAAGUAUGUGGGACCACUGCUUGGUCGCAUUGACGGUCUGCGGGGGCCUCUAGCCAUGUGCUUCAGUGACGCAGGCCGCCUGGCUCUAACGCAGAGUAAUGGUGAUAUCAAACUGUUUGUAGUCGAUCAACAUAAAUAA
Messenger RNA from Gigantopelta aegis, 2259 nucleotides. Its product is annotated as E3 ubiquitin-protein ligase TRIM56-like. The transcript has a single exon. Gene Ontology annotation, cellular component: chromatin; nucleoplasm. Gene Ontology annotation, molecular function: zinc ion binding; ubiquitin-protein transferase activity. The coding region runs from base 181 to 2259 and encodes 692 amino acids. Gene Ontology annotation, biological process: positive regulation of DNA-templated transcription. The record is from RefSeq and is a predicted model, not a curated record. Lineage: Eukaryota; Metazoa; Mollusca; Gastropoda; Neomphalida; Peltospiridae.